AUGGGAUCUGUCAAGAGAGCAGCUAUGGGAUCUGUCAAGAGAGCAGCUAUGGGAUCUGUCAAGAGAGCAGCUAUGGGAUCUAUCAAGAGAGCAGCUAUGGGAUCUAUCAAGAGAGCAGCUAUGGGAUCUGUCAAGAGAGCAGCUAUGGGAUCUAUCAAGAGAGCAGCUAUGGGAUCUAUCAAGAGAGCAGCUAUGGGAUCUAUCAAGAGAGCAGCUAUGGGAUCUAUCAAGAGAGCAGCUAUGGGAUCUAUCAAGAGAGCAGCUAUGGGAUCUAUCAAGAGAGCAGCUAUGGGAUCUUGA
Guillardia theta CCMP2712 is the source of this 300-nucleotide messenger RNA. RefSeq lists its product as hypothetical. Bases 1 to 300 code for a protein of 99 amino acids. Lineage: Eukaryota; Cryptophyceae; Pyrenomonadales; Geminigeraceae. The transcript has a single exon. The record is from RefSeq and is a predicted model, not a curated record.